AUGCACCACAAAUAGUUUCAAUUCUUUGGAUAUCAUUAUCAUUUUUAGCAUAAUAGCUUGUAUAUUUUGGCGGUUAGUUCUCCUGAGCUUUUUUUUUGUAGUGUUUUCUUAUUUGCUUUUAUGUCUUGGUUAUUAAACCUGAUAGAAAAAGAUUUUACUCAUUCAAAACUGUAAGCCUUUAUUUGCGAAUCUCAUACAGUUAAUGAAUCUAACUCAGCCUUUUCUCUUCUUUCUUAAUUUCUACUGCCAAUCUUUCCAUGUCUUAUAUUAAGACAGUUGAAAACUCUUGAUAAAUUUCACACUCUUUUUAUAAGUUACGAAGAAAUUAGUUCAUACCUAUCUUAUUUUCCAAAUUGCGCAAUUUUAUAUUAUAGUCUUUUAUUUUUUACUAGGCAUUCAAAAAAGCUUUUAGCAUAGCUUGAUAUCUCUUAUCAAGCACUGCCUUCAUAUGAUCAAAGGUUUAUCCUAUUUUAUCUGGAAGAAAAGAUAUCGACUACUCUAGUCCAACUAAAUUUUUGA
Messenger RNA from Tetrahymena thermophila SB210, 519 nucleotides. RefSeq names its product transmembrane protein, putative. The record is from RefSeq and is a predicted model, not a curated record. The transcript has a single exon. NCBI's taxonomy places the organism in Eukaryota, Ciliophora, Oligohymenophorea, Hymenostomatida, Tetrahymenidae.